Messenger RNA from Scomber scombrus (Atlantic mackerel), 6384 nucleotides. It is a transcript of the gene fam78ab, whose product is annotated as family with sequence similarity 78 member Ab. The coding region runs from base 1203 to 2054 and encodes 283 amino acids. The record is from RefSeq and is a predicted model, not a curated record. Lineage: Eukaryota; Metazoa; Chordata; Actinopteri; Scombriformes; Scombridae. The transcript is spliced from 2 exons.
GUGAACCUGCUGUGGCCGCGAUGGGACGGAGGACUGACAGCUUGUGCAGGAAUUUAGGCUGAGCUGCAUCCCGGCACAGAGAGGACCGCAACUGUCGGCUCGGACGAACUAUGUGACAGCUGUCACUUCUCCCUUCAGAGAUAUUUUUUUUUAAUUUUUAAAAUUUUAAGAAUGGAUCCGGUGAAAUGGGUGCUGAAGUUGACCCGGCGGUGUCCUUUGGAUGUUGCGGUGCUCCGUCUCAAACUCGAGCAGAUUUAAAUGUCAGUGGAAAUGCUACCUCUCUCUGUGUGGGACGGUGAAAUUAUUUGCUGCAAUUUGGGGAGAAAUAACGGGAGCCGGUGUGAAGGAGACAACGGAAAUACCUCUCUGACCGAAGAACUGUGUGAGCUGCCGUUCAUGCUGAAUUUCUCCGGGAUCUCACCCUGCUGAAGACACUGGAGACUUUCCAGUGGUUUGUUUUAUAGGUAGACCUCUUUUUGCAUGUUGUCUUUUUUUGGUCGGCUAAAAAUAGACGACAAUUCAUGCAAUUGCUUUGCAUGAAUCAACACAUGUUGUAUUGACGUAAUAACGUACGCUCCUAAACCGUUAUAUUGCACUUUUUUAUUGUGAUAAAGUGAGGCUAUUGCGGAUUAAAUGGACCACCCUCGUAUCCAUGUAGUGUGAGUGUCACACCUGGCUGCCUGACAUUUUUGUAUGUAAUGCUUGUCACCAGACAUAGCUUUAGCCAUUGGAUGAUAGUCCAGGGAUGAGCUUAUAAUGACAGAAAAGAGAGAAUACGACGCCAACAUGUAAGGCUAGUACUUUUUGUUAAUUAUUUAGCCCAUAAUUAACCUGAACCUUUUACGCGCACCUUUCCAGUAGAUGCAUGUUGCCAAUAGCUCAUGUAUUUGUGCGCAAGAGUGCAAUCAGGAGGCAAUGAAUUGUAACUUGACAGCAUGAAAACACAAGUGCUCGGAUAAGGAAAGUUAUUGUACCUGCACUUAUUUGGCGAUGUUGCUUUUUACGCACCGGAAAGCAUGAUGCGCUCUACAUAUAUGAAGAUUUUGUAGGCCUGCCCUCUUCUUUCUGACAGUAAUUUUGGAUCAAAGGUGCAUGGCUUUUUAAUGAGACAAUCUGCUAUGAAUAAACGCCUUUUAUAAUAGUAAGCAUUUUUUUUGGGGGGCGAAACAUGAUCCAAUUUUGGUGAUUUUCUUGCUGUUCCCAUGCGUCUUUCUCCUUCUCCAGACCUCUGGACGUUGUUGUGGAUUGUGUUGCUAUUUAAUGCAAUGGGCUGUAUCCAGAGUAUCAGGUGUAAGCCCAAGAGUUUCCGAGACAGUAUCAUCGUCCUGGAGGUGAACACUUCCAUCGACUCCAACCCCACCAGCAUCGACGAGUCAUCCAGCGUGGUCCUGCGCUACAGGACACCGCACUUCCGAGCUUUUGCCCGGGUCCUGGUGCCGCCAGUAGCCGGAAGAGAGACAUGGACCAUCGGCUGGAUUCAAGCUUGUAACCACAUGGAGUUUUACAACACGUACGGAAACAAAGGGAUGUCAAGCUGGGAACUGCCCGACCUGCGUGAUGGCACGAUCCAGGCCAUCAGCGACUCAGAUGGUGUCAACUACCCUUGGUAUGGCAAUACCACGGAGACCUGCACCAUCGUAGGCCCCACCAGGAAGGACAGCAAGUUCAACGUUAGUAUGAAUGACAAUUUCUACCCCAGUGUGACCUGGGGUGUGCCAGUCAGCGACAGCAAUGUGCCUCAGCUUAGCAGCAUCCACCGAGACCAGAGCUUUACGACCUGGCUGGUGGCCAUCAACCAGGCCACCUCAGAGACACUUGUCCUGCAGACAAUCCGCUGGAGGAUGCGACUUCACAUCCAAGUGGACCCAGAGAGGCCUUUGGGCCAAAGGGCUGUUCUAAAGGAGCCCUUCACCCAGGAACAGCCUCAGAUCCUGGGCAAGAAUGAGCCCAUCCCCCCUAAUGCCAUGGUCAAGCCCAACGCCAAUGACGCCCAGGUGCUGAUGUGGCGGCCAAAGAAUGGUGACCCUGUGGUGGUCAUCCCCCCCAAAUACUGACCUGUUUCACUGACCAGACUGGCCUUGGAUACCUGAACAGUAUCAUCUUUUUUUUUUUACCCUUCUUUUGUACCUGCUAUUCACCAGCUCUCGCUGCUUUAACCCUUCUUUGAUAUUUAUUUUCUUCUUUUUUGCCUCUUUAUUCUUUUCUCUUAUGUUUAAAAAACAGGGGAAAAAAACAGGCAGAGACAAAUGAAAGCAGGACUAAACCAGCUCUGAAAAAAGACAAGUUGUUGCUUUGAGGUGGGGCUACUUUCAAAACUGGAGUGAACAAACUGCAACCAUUCUACCUUCAAACUGGAUCGGGCCUCACUGUGCUAAAUGAAGUCACUGCAAAAAUGAAAACAAGAGGAUUUCUUGUUUUUUUUAUUUUAAUUUUGUAUUUUGGCUGUUUGGGCCAAGUGAUAUGGAGUUUGUGAGUGUGGUAUUGAAGUAUUUACAUGACCAUGUCUGCGUACAUGCUACAUACAUGGAUAUGCACAAACUUUGUGUAUGAAUACCAGUUGUGUUUUUAUUUAUGGGCUGGGAGAGAGUGCAUUUAAAUAUGUUUGUUGUUGUGUCUUUCACAUGACGAAUUGCAUUGGGUGACGUAGAUUUUAGUACUUUUCUAAUAACAUGCAAGACAUUCAAUCCAUGCUGCCUUAAGUUUACAUCGCUUUCCACUGCAAACGUUUUAGCCUUAAACUAAGUGCAAUGCAGUAUUAUGCUCAUUUGUCCCAUCUCUUCCAGACUGUUGGUGCUGGCAUGUGUGGGUUUAGGACAGGAACAAUACCACAAAAGAAGACCAGGGUCAGAAAUCCUGGAUUUUGUGUUGAGUUGAAUUUAGUUGACUAUUAUAUUGACUCACAAGUACAACUGGCAUUAUGUGUAGACAGAGUUACACAAUCAGUCUAACUAGUUGUGUUUCAAGUGCAUUAUGCAACAGAAGAGAUGCUCUGUGCUGAUGAACAUACAAAGAACAUCAUUAAAGCCAGCGCUGGUCAAUAGCACUCAACACAAUAAAUUAUACGUGCAAUAAGCGUGAGUAAAAGGAAGUCAAAAGUGCUCCUCAGUUAACCUCAUUUCAUUAUUCUGUUUUGCAGCAGUUGUAGCAUUCACCCACAGAAACAGGUUUUCCCUACUCUGUAUCACUCCAUCUCAGGGCCCCAUUCACUUCCUUCCCUUCUCUUUUUUUCAGCCAUCCUCUUUUCUUGCAACAGUUGUACUUGCAUUGCUCACACUGAACAACCACUACUUUUAUUAUUAAGCAGUCACAGACAAGGGAAAUAACUGGAGAAUGAGAUAGCACCACUUAGUAGAAAACAGCAAGAUAUCUACUAUGUGUGACUUUUCUGACAUUCUUAUACAUGUCCUAUUUGUUGCCUUCCUUUAAUCCAAUAAUAUCCUUAAUCCUGUACACAAUGUAAUAGAUUAAAAUCAAAACAUCUGUCGCUUCCGUUACUAUGUUUUCUGCUUUCUUUUCCUUCACCCUCAAUCAUCUAUAAUCUUCACCAAUCUACACUAGUGUUCUCUGUCUCUACUCCCUCUCUCUCCCCUGCCUCCCCCCUCUUCUUUCUCUCUUGCUUUAUCUGCUGUGGAGGCUGAAAAGCAGAGCAAGAGGCAUGCAAGUUUGAUCCUGACUGCUCGGUUGGCAUAUAGAUGACCCACUUCUCUGCUCUGCCAGUUGUAGCUCUCAUUGCAAAAAUGUGGGGCUUGUCGCCCUUUAGUUCAUCGCCAGCAAAUAAGACAUGCGCAUGCGCAUAGACAAACAGCUCUGGUCAACUAAAUACCAACAUUAAAUGGGGUGAUGCCCAUUAAACUGUUAAUCUUGGAGUGUGUCAUCAGCUGCAAACUAACUGAAAACUCCUAAAAGCAGAGAGAAAGGGAGGCAGCAUAUUGCAUCAUGACUUCUUAUUUCCUUAUCAUGGGAAAAAUGUGUUUUCUUAGUGUACACAUAUUUUUAUGUUAGUUUUUUAAGAAACUUUCAGAUGUUGAAGAACUCCUUGCAAGUUCAAAGUGCCCCCCAGGCUGCUGUGUUUUGGCCCAAACCAAAGUAAUAAUUAGCAUGCAAGGUCUUAGCUGCUCAUGUAUUUCACAAAGAUCAGAAAGCUGCUGCUGUUUCACUGUCUCUUAUAGCAUUAUGUAGUCAAAGUCAAAUGAUAUCUAACUCAACCAGAGCUCAAACGUCAAAUCUGUUCACGCCAUGGGGUAAAUGACUAUGUUAUUAGAAUUACAUAAUAAGGCCAUACAUGGCUGCAUCAGACGCUUGUGUUCAGCGUGGUUCAUGUGUAACUGAGACAGCCUCUCCUCCAGGCUGAGUCACAGGGCAUCGUGGUGAAGUGAGAAAAAGAAAAAGGCUAGAAGGGGGGCUGCUGUCAUAAUUAGAUCGGCAGUGACACACUUUGAUGCCCUAAAUGGACUGAACUGUGCCGAGUCGUGCUAUGCAAUGCAAGGGCAAGCUAGAGGUUUAAGUGAGGUCAAGAAUCAAAGGUCAGUGUCAAAGUGUUGGAGUGAGGGGAGCUGUCACAGAGCUCAAAUGUAGGCAGCAGAAUGGCUAAGCAGGAAUGAAUACGAAGGUGACAAAUUAAAUCCAUUCAGAUGUUAAAGCCAGCUCAAAAUAACGUUGACAUUUGCCAAGCUCAACUUGGAUGUCAACGACAAAUUAUUUUAAUUUGUGGUUUGUUUUGAAGGCGGCUUAGAAAGUUGCAGCUCAUGUUGUGAUCUCUGCGACCUUUCACCUGACUAUCGUUAUGUGGAACAUAGUGUGGGUCCAUUUUUGUGUCAUGGACUACCUCGUAAUGUCUUGAGGGGACCUAUGGACACUGUGGAUAAUGGUCAAGCAGGACUACAUCUAAUGUAAUUAAACCUUGACACGCAAACACAAAUGUGUGUUUGUGUGUGUUGUUCAUGCGUGCGUGUGUGUUAAAUCUCAUUGGAGGGAUUUAGGCAGGAUUUCACUGUUUUGCGUCUGCUGUUGUUGAGUCAUGAUUCUCUCUCUCUCUCUCUCUCUCUCUCUCUCUCUCUCUCUCUCUCUCUCUCUCACACACAGUGCAGGGAAGGUUAUGCCCUUGUCAUAAAACAGGGACAGAGCUUACCCUCACAAAUACACAAACACCCUGAGGGAGAAGGAGCAGGCCUGGUGUGGUAUCUGAUUGUCACAGCAGUGUCACAUUGGCAGUGUGAACCACAUUUAUCAGCCCCGCACGUGGACCGUCUAAACACCAGGCACGCUCCUACACACGCUGUAAAGCCAUAUGCGCAAACACACCUGUUCACUAGUAAAUAGUAAGCGAUACAGGUAUUUUUGUGCUGUUAAAAAAGAGUAUGUUUUAAUAUGAAGGAGAAAUGGAAGUAUUGAGGUUGUUUGGUGGGUGCCUGUCAUCUAUCAACAGUAUUUCAUGUAGGAAAAGGGCAUUAAUUGUCUUCUGUUUCUGAAUCUCAUUAUAGUCUGUUACUGAUGCAUAUUUUAUGUUCACACCAUAGAAGAACUUCAUAAAUGCUUUAUGUGGUUCCUGAGCCACUGACAAACAAAAUCACAUAGUGUUUGUUUGCUGUAUGGAGGGCAAAUGGUGCCAACAUUGGACAAAGCCAAAACUAUGAAUAGGGCAUUGUUAAUGACAUGUGAAUUCAAAAACCUAUUGGCACUUAACUAUAAGCCUAAUUUAAGUUGUUUUUGAUCAUCAUUAAAUGUAUUAAGCAUAUUUGUAUUUCCAGAGAAACAUCACAAAUGCAAAAUGUAGCCAUGUGGAAGAUUCUCUGUUGUAAUGUUUUCUAAUUGUUAGGCUGUGCCAAGUGAUCGAAAGCGAUCCUUUCCUAAACCCACACUGUGACAGUUCUUCUGAGGGCUGCUACCUUUGUUUCAGAUCUUUAUGUCGUUAUUUAAUCCCCCAAGAGACGUCAGUGAAUCAUCAUACCUUUAUUUAAACAAAUAUAACAUCCCAAAUUCCCUCACAGGACCACCUGCCUUCAUUUCCAGCCUUUUACUAUUGAUGCUAUCCCAUGAAAAAGCAAAGCUAGUGUUCCAUAAGUCAGUUUAUCUUGCUGUUCUCAUUGUUUCUAAUAUUAAACUAACAUAACCUUAUGGUUUAAAUGUAGCACAUGAUAAUAUGGUGACUAAAUAUUUUUCUCAUUUUGUUUGUUUUGUUUUCUGGAAAUACAGCACUGAAAUAAUUAAAGCAGUACGUAUUUUGUUCAGCUUUUACUUUUACAACAAUACUUGAAAAUGGGUCUGUUCUGGCAAAUAUUUAAAACUGUGAAAAUGCACAACACAGGGGCAGCUCCCCGACAGGAAAAAACAAAAAAACCUAUAUAUGUAAGAAAGGUCUUUUUCAUGACUGAAUAAAAUGUACAA